AAGCAAGCAAUAACGGAUAACGAAUUGGCACGCUAAUGUCAGAAAUACGAUUGCUCCUCGGUAAGAAAAAAAAUAGAACCAAAUAAAGCUGAUGUACUGAUACAUAAUAUGGGAAGGGGGCGGGAGGAUGGUGCUGCGAAGCGUGUAUUUUACAAGUUGUUGUCAAUUUAAAACGGAACAGAACGGUUUCAGUCGCUGGAGGAUUUAGUUUCGAAUGUGUGCUCCCUCGACAUACGUCUUAUUCCCGUUUUCCGUUCUCUUCGUCGCUACGAAAUUGUCGAAAGUGUUGAAAACUGUGUAUGCACGUACGUAGUGUACAGAAAAUAUUUAACGUAAAAUUACACCGCGUGUGAUGAAAUGUACUCAAAUUUAGAGAAUAGGAGAAUGAUUAUCGCUGACUGAUCCGUAUACGUUUCGUUAUACUUAAUUAUGAACGAACGAACGUUUUUAAUUGUGCCGAUAAACCGAAUGAAAUGAAGACUAACAAGAGGAAAAAGAACGAGGCGAUGCCACGGGGUUUCUUAGUUUUGGUGUUCGCGUAAUUUUCGUUAUGGAAGUUCAAACAGUUCUGUUUAAAUGAACAUCGAAUACUAAAUUCGCCUAUACGUACCACGAUAAUCAUCGACAAGAAGAUCCAUUUACAUUUUUAGUACCCCUUUACGUUCAAGAGGAAGUAAACGUCGAAUCUCCUCGAGUAACCGGAUCGAAACUGGUCUUGAUCGAUCAUUUUCCGGAUCAAUGGGAUAAGUAAAGAGUUGGUUUUAACAACGUUACUUGGAUUUUGAGAUGCUCGCAUACCGAUUACACGUUCUCGUCGGUUUGGUACUCGUCGUAGCAACCUUAACGUCAAAGACGAAACACACGCAAUCGGACGUGUUUCAUAACAGACGAAAUCGGCAAGCUAACAACAGCGAAGCGCGUCAUUAUUGCGGUGACAGGCUUACGAGCGCUUUACAGAAAAUCUGCGAUAGCGUUUACUAUGCUAGAUUCAAAAGAAAUGACCAAGAAACGGAGAAGAAAGGCUCUUUAUCUAGCAAUGAUUUUCAUCCCUACAAAUCGAUCGAGAAUGCGAAGAAAAUGCUGAAGGUUCGGAGACUUUCACGAGGUAUACGCGAGGAGUGUUGCCUAGGAUCGUGCUCCAUGGAGGAACUACGCUCUUACUGCGGCAGUCAAUAACAAAAAUCCAUCUUAAUGCUGAUAAUUUCAAUUUUUCGUCGUGCGGCAAAGAUCUUUUUCCCUUUCUACUCUGUUUAGGGUCUUCGACAAACUUUCGAGAAAGAAGAAUAGCCGACGAGUGACAGCUAACGAAGGCGAAUCUGAAACAGGUUCCACUGCUUUGUAACGUCUCGCCGAAUCUCCCGAGGUUUCGUGACGUUACGGGGGGA
Messenger RNA from Nomia melanderi (Alkali bee), 1385 nucleotides. It is a transcript of the gene ILP-2, whose product is annotated as insulin-like peptide 2. The record is from RefSeq and is a predicted model, not a curated record. Lineage: Eukaryota; Metazoa; Arthropoda; Insecta; Hymenoptera; Halictidae. Gene Ontology annotation, molecular function: hormone activity. Gene Ontology annotation, cellular component: extracellular region.